This is a messenger RNA of Portunus trituberculatus (swimming crab), 3004 nucleotides long. Its product is annotated as Krueppel homolog 1-like. NCBI's taxonomy places the organism in Eukaryota, Metazoa, Arthropoda, Malacostraca, Decapoda, Portunidae. Bases 402 to 2813 code for a protein of 803 amino acids. The transcript has 10 exons. The record is from RefSeq and is a predicted model, not a curated record.
GACAGAAGCGGUGGGUAAACGGGGGUUUUGGCAAGGCGAGUCGCCUCACAACUUGAUUGAGCCCAGGAAUUGGAACAGGAACAUUAUACUUCUCCAACGCCAAGUAAAUAAUAAGGAAACAACCUCACACCUUUCUGGUUCUGUUACAAUUCCAUCUAAAUAACGAUUAAUAUUUUUUACCAUAUUUUCUUCGGUCGUCACUCAAUUUUCGGUGUUGUCCAUGUUGAACCUUGUCUCAACAGAGUUAAUUGAGUUGGUAAAAGAUCACUUCAUUUAGCUGUCACCCCAGCUGUGGGGCACCAGCCUUAUUGUCACUAACCCCUAAGGAAAUCAAUAAUCAGCCAAUCAGUAAUUACUUGCGAAACUGAAGCAGUUCACAACGCAGUAAUUGUAUUUGUAUCAUGACUUCAAGUGAUGAAUGGGAUGAGAAUUUGGGCAACAUUGAUGACCUGAUCAGCAGCAACUUGAGCACCUUGGAAACAGAAGAUGUCAUAUAUCUAGAAGAGUAUCUGGUCGGAGACCUUGACUCUCAUUCUCCAAGUUUGUGGUCUGCAUUGAAAGAGAACAGUGAAGGGAACACAUCACCUUGUCCUGACACGAGACAGAAAGGCAUUCACACUGACCAGUCAAAUAGUCAUAGAAACGAGGAAAAUUCAGAGAAUAUUGAUGAUCCACCAGUGUCUCAAAAAACAACCAGAAGCAUUGACACUGCUGGCACCUCCCUUGACUCCAGACAGCCCAGAACCAACCGAGGAGUUCCCAAACCCAAGUUUGUUUCCUAUGAGGCAUUUCCCUCACUGACCAAAGAUAAGCCAUUUCAAUGUGAGCUAUGUGGGCAGCGCCUGGCCACUCGAGAGAGUCGAAGAAGACACAUCAUUGCAAAACACAUCAAGGAGAAAAAUAAUGUCUGCAAUGAUUGUGGAAAAAAAUUUGUUUUCAAAUUUUCUCUGAAGGCCCAUGCAGCCAUCCAUUCAGCCACCCCAAACUUCACCUGUGUUUGUGGACAGACAUUCAGUGUCCGUGGCUCGUAUAUGAACCAUGUGCGUCGUGUGCACCAGGCUGUCUCAGAGGUCAAGUAUUCCUGUGAGCUUUGCUUCAAGUCUUUUGUUGAUCAUCACACACUACGUCUUCACUUGAUAUCUGUUCACAAGCCGAAGACCAUUGCCUGCCUUCACAGUGGGUGUAAUAAGGUGUUCUCCACAGAUGCCCUCAUGAAAUCCCAUUACUGGUAUCAUCUCAAGCAUAGGUUCCCGUGUGAUGUGUGUGGCCAAACCUUCUCCACCGAGUCCUACAUGCACAAACACCGGCGCACUCAUUCAGGCAUCAGGCCAUACACAUGUGUUGACUGUGGCAAGACCUACCUGAGUGUGUCGCACCUCAACAAACACCGACGAGUAGCCCACUCCACCUACAGGCCCUUCCAGUGCUCCUUCUGUGGCAAGUGUUACAAAACCAAGGAUCAACUGACCUUCCAUGAGAGCAGCCAUAGAGGUGAAAAACCAUUCCAGUGUGAGGUGUGUGGAUAUGCUACAGCUUAUAGAAACACUUAUUAUGCUCACAGAAAAAAACACCAGACUUCAUCUUCAACAACCACUGCUCACAAGAAAAACAUGAGUGACAUACUGUCAACUACAGAGCAUUUAGUAAGUGGAAAUAAGAACACUAGUGUUGCAAAGAAGGGAGAGAAAAACAAAACUCAAAAAAAGAAGUCAUCCUUAUCCCUAUCAAAAUGUAAAUCCAGUCCUGGAGUUUCAUGUAGCAAGAUAUCAUUGCUGAAGAAGGCAGCAACUCCCAUAUUGCUAGAUACAACUCUGGGGGGUGUUAAAGGCACCAGUUCUAGUAUGAGUGUGUCACCAAGUACAGCCUCAGUAAAUGUUAUUUGUGUUGUGUCCAGCGAACCAAAUGACACUAGUGUCUUGCCUGAAUGUAGUAGAAAUCUUUCCACAAAUUUUCCUCUACCUGUGGAUAGUCAUUGUAAGAACAUGCAAUCAACAAGUGCAAAUUUUAUGUCUAGUGAGCCUCUGAAUUUGGUACUUCCUCCAGAUAGUAACAGUGCAGUGACAUGUCCUGGUCUGCAUCAGACUUCUAAACCAGAUACUUAUGGAUUGGUUACUAAUUGUGAUGUAACAGAGGAAAAUUGUAAGAAGAAUUAUGAAGAACAAACUUCAUGUAUAAUCCUAUCAAAUGCUGCCAAAUGUUCCUUUCCUAUGUGUGAGAGGAGUGAUGAAUCUCUCUUGCUGUUUAAAGUUGAUGAUGAAUCAUAUGUGGCAUUAUGUCCACAUCAUUCCUUGACAGACCUUGCUGAUGAUGCAGUGAAAGAAGCUACUUCCUUGAGAGGAAUGACAUACAUAAACAUAAGUGCACAAGUCCUUGACAAUUUCAGUCAACAGAGUGAAACAACAGAGCAAGAAACUAGUGACUCUGUGAACCUCAAAGUAGUGACUACAGAGACAAAUAUUUCUGAAAGCAUAGCUCACUCUCAAAGUUCACCAGAAUUGUGUGGAAAACACACCCCUAAUGAUAGCUCAUUGGUACAGUUUGUGUCACAAUCAGCUUCCACAAGACCAGAGGUUUGUAUCACCAGCAUGCCAGUUUCUCAGCAAAUGGACUGUGUAAAGCCUAACACAGAGGUGUGUCUCAAUGAACACCUGUCAACAAUGAUGGAACUAGACCCAGGAAUUGCUAGCCCCUCUGGCCCCAUUGUAGAUGAGUCCUUCAGCCUUGCUGAAAUGGAAGUUCACUGUCUCUUGUGUGAGGAACAGUUCCUUUGUAUGGAUGAUUAUGUCACUCAUCUAGAGUCUUGUAACAGUUAAAUACUUCGUUUAGUUAUUCAAAUGAAAUACAGAAUUGUAAUUUAACUUAUUUUUAUAAUAGUAUAAUUUAUUUUUAUAUGAGCUUUGAUAUCAGUGUGUUACAGUUAGUUAUGUGUUGUAGUGAGUUUGCAUGUUAAAAUCCUACAGAUUUUGAUAUAUAUUUAUUACAAUAAAUAUCCACAACAAAAAUA